Labrus mixtus (cuckoo wrasse) is the source of this 18954-nucleotide messenger RNA. It is a transcript of the gene macf1a, whose product is annotated as microtubule actin crosslinking factor 1a. Gene Ontology annotation, biological process: wound healing; regulation of microtubule-based process; intermediate filament cytoskeleton organization. Gene Ontology annotation, cellular component: membrane; actin cytoskeleton; intermediate filament. NCBI's taxonomy places the organism in Eukaryota, Metazoa, Chordata, Actinopteri, Labriformes, Labridae. The transcript has 103 exons. Gene Ontology annotation, molecular function: cadherin binding; calcium ion binding; structural molecule activity. Bases 281 to 16831 code for a protein of 5516 amino acids. The record is from RefSeq and is a predicted model, not a curated record.
GGAAUCGGACAGCCAUUUCUAUCAGGAUUACGCUGCCUGCUCCUCUUCCUCACAUCCUCAUCAUCCUCUGGCUGGAGUGGUGUCGGCUCCAUUGUGGAGGAAAAAACGUGGGCAACAUCGGUGGAGCGACAAAACACCCAAAUCGUUCGUCCAUCACCACAUUCCACCCCGUCCAUCCGGGGAGAGGAGAGCGGAGCGGCGGCGGCAGCUUCCCCCGGCCUCCCUCGCUCUGUGCUCGGAUUCGAGGACCGCCGCUGCCCGGUGAAGCUCUUAAAGUAACAUGGAGUCCUCAGACGAUGAUACUCUAAGCGAGCGCUCCUGCGUCAGCGAGCCGUCCUUCCGUAGCGAGCGGUCAGGGGGGUCGUUGUCCCCGUGCCCGUCGGGACCUGUGGGACCGCCUGGAGACACUUUACCCUGGAAUCUGUCCAAACACGAGAGGAGGAAGAGGAAGAGCCAGGACUCGGUGCUGGACCCGGCGGAGAGGGCGGUGGUUCGUGUGGCAGAUGAGCGGGACAGAGUGCAGAAGAAAACCUUCACAAAAUGGGUCAACAAGCAUCUCAUCAAGGUGAGGAAGCACAUCACAGACCUGUACGAGGACCUGCGGGAUGGACACAACCUGAUAUCCCUGCUGGAGGUCCUCUCCGGUGUCACCCUGCAACAGAAGAGCGGCCCCACAAUGAAAAGGGCAUACGCCUCGCGGGCCCCCCCUCUCAUCUUGCUCGGAGGGGAGGAUGAGGAGGAGGAAGGAGCUCAGGGACCGAGAGAAAAGGGCCGAAUGAGAUUUCAUCGACUACAGAAUGUCCAAAUAGCGCUGGACUUCCUCAAACAGAGACAGGUCAAACUUGUGAACAUCAGGAACGAUGACAUCACAGAUGGGAACCCCAAACUGACGCUAGGUCUCAUCUGGACCAUCAUCCUUCACUUCCAGAUUUCAGAGAUCUAUGUGAGCGGCGAGUCAGGCGACCUCACAGCCAAAGAGAAGCUGUUAAUAUGGAGCCAGCAGGCGACGGAGGGCUGGCCCGGCCUCCGCUGUGUCAACUUCAGCUCGUCCUGGAGCGACGGACGCAUGUUCAACGCUCUGCUGCACAGAUACAGGCCAGACCUGAUCGACAUGGAAGUGGUGUCGCGGCAGGGUAACCGGGAGAACCUGGAGCAGGCCUUCGAGAUCGCUGAGUCGCUAGGGGUGACCAGACUGCUGGACGCUGAGGACGUCGAUGUUCCAUCUCCUGAUGAGAAGUCAGUCAUCACCUACGUCUCCUCCAUCUACGAUGCCUUCCCUAAAAUCCCCGAGGGCGGAGAGGGCAUCGUUGCAAACGAGGUGGACCAGCGCUGGUCAGAGUACCAGUCCAGGUUCUCCUCUCUGCUCCAGUGGAGCCGCCAGCAUACGGCCCUUAUGGCCAACAAGAACUUCCCACAAAACCCCGUAGAUCUCAAGGCACUUUACAACGAGUACGUCCAUUUCAAAGAGACAGAAAUCCCGUCGAAGGAGAUGGAGAAAGGUCACAUUGCGCACCUUUACAAACUGCUGGAGGUGUGGAUAGAGUUCGGUCGUAUUAAGCUUCCUCAGGGCCUCCAUCCCAACGACCUGGAGGAGGAGUGGGGCAAACUCAUCCUGGAGAUGCUGGAGAGAGAGAAGGCUCUGCGGCCUGCUGUGGACAGGCUAGAAUUGCUGCUUCAGAGGGCCAAUAAGAUCCAGAACAUGGCUCUGGACUGUGAGGAGAAGCUCACCCUCGCUAAGAACACCCUCCAGGCGGACAUGUCUCGGCUGGAGAGCGGCGAGCCGGUGCAGUGCGAGAAAGAACUGGCGUGCUACCUGCAGGACUGCGAGUCUCUCAUCAGACAACUCAACCAGGAGCUGAAAGUCCUCCGAGAGGAAAAGUACUACCAGGUGGAGCAGCUGGCGUUCAGAGUAUCGUGCCUUCAGGAGGAGCUGGUCUCCCUCAGACUGCAGUGCUCCAGCGUCUACAGAAAAGGCCACUUCACCCAGACGCUGGGCGGCACGGGGGCGGAGCACACCAGCCACAGAGCCACAGACAGCGGCCUCUCGCUCGGGCAGACGCUGCUGGGAGCUGUGGGCGCGGUGGGAGCUGUGGGCGCGGCGCUCCUGCGGAGACCCAUGGCUCGCUCCCAGCUGGUGGCCAUGUCUUCAUCAGAGGACGAGGGGAGCCUGAGGUUCAUCUACGAGCUGCUCGGAUGGGUGGAGGAGACGCAGGAGCUCUUGGAGCGUGCAGAAUGGGGCGCAGACCUUCCCUCUGUAGAAAACAACCUGCAGGAGCACAACAAUAUCCACACUGCAGUGAAAGAGCUGAUGAGCAGCCUGCAGGAGGCACGCAGCUAUGAGGCUAAAGUCACUCCAAACUUCAAGAGCAGUUACUCUGAAACGCUGGCCAAGCUGGAGCAUCAAUACUGCAAACUACUGGAACAUUCGUCAUGGCGCCUGCGGAGCUUGGAGAGCCUGCACGCAUUUGUGUCCCACUGCACCGAGGAGCUGAUCUGGCUCAACGAGAGGGAGGAGGAGGAGAUCGCCUUCGACUGGAGCGACAACAACCCCAACAUGAACGCCAAGAGAGAGUUAUACAGCGAAAUCAGGUUAGAACUGGAUGAAAAACAGACGGUGAUGCGCUCCCUCCAGGAAACAGCCAAUCGCCUGUGUCAGGAGAACCAUCCAGCCAAACAGAGCGUGGAGGCCUACAGUGCAGCCCUGCAGACUCAGUGGCAGUGGGUGAACCAGCUCUGUGUGUGUGUGGAGCAGCACCUCAAAGACAACACGGCAUACUUCCAGUUCACGAGCGAUGCCCGGGACUGUGAGUCGUACCUGCGCCAGCUGCAGGAAACCAUCAAGAGACAGUACACCUGUGACAAGAACAGCAGACUGAGCAAACUGGAAGACCUGCUGCAGGACUCGAUGGAGGAGAAGGAGCAGCUGAUCGAGUAUAAGAGCACGGUGGCGAGCCUGGUGGGCCGGGCAAAGACGGUGGUGCAGCUCCGCCCCCGCAGCGCUGAGAGCACCCUGGGGACCACCACACCCAUCAAGGCCAUCUGUGACUACAGACAGAUAGAGAUCACAAUAAGCCGAGGUGAGGAGUGCGUGCUGGAGGACAACUCUCAGAGGACAAAGUGGAAGGUGAUCAGUCCUUCAGGGAACGAGGCCAUGGUCCCGUCAGUGUGUUUCACCGUGCCGCCUCCCAACCAGGAGGCCAUGGACACGGCCAGCAGGGCAGAGCAGUUGUACCAGAAGGUCAUGUCUCUGUGGCAUCAGCUGCAUGUCAACAUGAAGAGCGUUGUGUCAUGGCACUACCUGCUCAAAGACAUCAGGACGGUCGCUGGGUGGAACCUGGAUUCGGUGCGUUGUCAGUCCCCGUCGGAGCGGCAGCAGGUCCUGGAUCACCUGGAGUCCCAGAUGUCGGACUUUCUCUCUGACAGCAAAGAGAGUUCUCUGUUCGCGGCGGGGGAAAGACGCGACCUGGAGAGGGACGUUCAGGCGGCCCAGCAGCACUGCCAGGACCUGCUGCGUAACAUGGAGACAGUGGAGAAGGACGAGUCAGUUUCUCGCUCGUACCUGUCAGAGCUGCAGAACAUCACCCUCCGUCUGAAUGACGCUGAGCAGAGACUGAUGAGGGGGAUUCAGACUCCGCCUCCCAGCCGGCUGUCAGGUGGCAACGCUGACAACGCCGUCCAGAUUGCAGAGCAGGAGAAGCUGCAGUCAGAGCUGGACGCCCUGCGCUCCAGUUUGGGUGACGUCUCCCGCCGCUGCGUCAGUUUCUUCGAGGAGAAGCCGACGUCGUCGAGCGUUCCCGUCCUCAGAUCUGAACUCAAUCAGGCUGUGGAGAAGAUAGACAAACUGCACAACCUCUCAUCUGUCUACCUAGAAAAGUUAAAAACAGUCGACAUCCUGAUACGUAGCCUCGACGACGCGGAGAGUCAGGUCAGGAGGUACGAGAGCAGACUGAGUGAAGAAGACACCGUUCCUGCUGACUCAACAGCCAUUCAAAACCUCAAAGAUCAGCUCGGGAAUUGGCAAGCUGAGCUCACAGAGCAGGAGGGCGUCUUCAAGUCUCUGCAAGCCGAGGUUGGUCGCGCUAAAGAGGCGGGGUCUCAGCUCAGCAGGCUGCAUCCGGACCGCAGCCCCGAGCUGGAGAGAUACCAGGAGAGAGCCAAUCAGAUGGCAGAGAGGUGGAGCGGCAUCAAGAGACAGAUGGAGACACGACGAACUGAUCUAGAGGUGUUGGGCUCAGACCUGCAGCAGUACAGAGACGGUCAUUCUGCUCUCAUCAAGUGGAUCGAAGAAACGACAGAAAGACAAGAAAACACACAACCUGGACAGAUGGACAGCAAAGCACUGUCUGAACAACUGGCCCAGCAGACGGCGUUAGUAGUCGAGAUUGAACAGAACCAGACCAAACUAGAUGAGUGCCAGACUCACUCCAAGCAGUACUGUACCUCAGUGAAGGAUUAUGAACUUCAGCUAAUGACCUACAGAGCCUUUGUAGAAUCUACGCACAAGUCACCUGUCAAGAGGAGGAGAAUGCACUCCACCUCUGACGCCAUCACUCAGGAGUUCAUGGACUUGCGCACACGCUACACGGCCCUGGUUACCUUGACAACCCAGCAUGUAAAGUACAUCAGUGAUGCACUGAGACGACUGGAGGAAGAAGAGAAAGAGGUGGAGGAGGAGAAGCAGGCCAGGGUUGGUCAGGUUUCAGACCUGCUCGGCUGGGUCAAAGGCCUCCAGCGGCGCACUGGUGGCCCCAACGCUGAGUCUUCAAUUGCUGCUCAACAGGCCAUCAGUGAACAGCUAGCAGCCAAAAAAGAUGAAGUGGCUGAAGCCAUAAGGAGCACCCAAGUCUUCCUGCUUUCAAAACAGGCCAGCAAGUUGUCCCCAGAGGAGCGAGCUCACGUUGAGGCUCAGCAGGACGAGCUGACGGCCACCUACAACCAGCUGUGUGACAGCUCCACCCAGCAGCUGCAGCAGCUGGAGCAGCAACUGGCCAAAGAGGAGGAAAGAAAGGUGGUCCAACAGCAGAAGGCCGAGUGCUCUCAGAAACUAGAAGGCCUUACCAUGUGGUUGGCGGGAGCUGCCAGCUUAUUGGCCAGUCAGAAAGCUGGAGGAGAGUCAGGUGACGUGAACGCCCUGCAAGAGAAGCACAAGAAACUGAAGGAAGUACAGAAGGACCUCCAGACCCAAAAGGAGGGCAUCUCCGAGGCUAUCCGGUCUGUGGAGGAGCUGCUGGCAGAGCGAGGAGAAACUCUGAGCCCCGAGGAGAGGAAGAACCUCCAGGAGGCGCUAACGAGGAUGAAGGAGCAGUACAGCGCCCUCACAGAUUCAGCAAACACGUCACUGUCAGAGCUGGACACUGAAAUCAACACAACUCUACAGCAGAACACACAGAGGGCAAAAGCAGAGGAGGACCUCCAGGAGACCCAAGGCCAGAUCGACACUCUGCUGAAUCAGCUGUCCUCUCUUAACCAACCAGGGGGACGAGCAGUUCUAUCUGCCACGGCCAAAGAUUUUACUGACACAUCAUUGUCACAGCCUGAGGGCGCUGUGACGUCACACACUGAGAUGCUGCAGGGGGAGCUUCAACAGCUCCAGUCUCAGCAGGCACAGCUCCUCCAGAUCACGCAGUCGACCCGCGGCCUCCUGGAGCAGCCGGACUCCACCGUUCCUCCUGAGGAGAAGCAGCGUCUCCGGGCUGCCCUGGAUCAGCUGCAGGCUCAGCACCAGGACAGGCUGCAGAGCUGCCAGGACCGUCUGAGGAAGUCUGAGGCUCUGAAGGAUGAGCUGACGAAGUUCCUCCAGGAACAGGGCAGUCUCGGUACCUGGCUGGAACAAAGCGAGCAGGAGCUCCGGUCCCUGGGGGAAGGAGAAACUGAUGCACAAGGACUGAAGGGCAGGCUGGAGGAGCACAGAAAGCUUGCCGAGGACGUAAUUUGCCACAAAGCCGACCUGCGCUUCGUCUCAAUCUCCGGUCAGAAGGUUCUUGACUCUGUUCAGGGAGCUCUGGAGCAAGCCGGUGGUUCAGAUCAAGCUCUGGACGGCACCAAGCAGCUGGUUACCGACAAUCUGCACGAUGCAAACCACAGAUACACAACUCUUCACACCAAGUCAACAGAGCUGGGCGGCCGUUUGUCGGGCCUCUUGGAGAGAUACCAGCAGUACCAGGAUGAAGUCGUCUCACUCCACUCUUGGCUCAGCACUCAGGAGCAGAACCAAAGCAUAUCCAAGCCCAGUGGGGAGAAAGACCCCCAGAACCUGCAGAACACACUGCGACAAGUCCAGCUGCUGCAGGACGAGAUGGCUGAACGCUCGGUGCAGCUGGAGAAGGUGAAGAGAGCAGGAAGAGAUCUGGUCAGCACAGACGAGUCUCCUUCUCUCAAAGCUGUUGACAUCCUCUGUGCUGCAGACGGUUUAGAGAAAAGGUUUGGUACCCUCUCUACGUCUGUGUCUGAACGAGCCGAGCAGCUGCAGACAGCUGUGGCCCAGUCAGUCAGCGUCCAGGAGGGUCUGAAGGGUCUGCUGAGCUGGCUGGACAAACUGGUUCUAAAUCCGGGACCAGUAGCGCCCACAGCCCAGGCUGUACAAGACGCCCUGACUCAGAACCAGAAACUUCGUCAGGAGCUGCUCUCCAGGCAGGGCAGUGUGGAAGCAACACGGGACUCUAUUUCCAAACUCCUGCAGAGCUCGGACGCCCACGCGGCCUCCGGCCUUCGGGGCUCUUUAGAUGAACUGACCCAGCGCUACGCCGCAGCUCAGGCCAGCCAGGCCGAGAGGGAGGCCGAGCUCAAAGGUCUGUUGCCUCGACUGGAGAGCUUCGAGCGGCUGGGGACGGACCUCCAGGUGUUCUCCCAGAGCCGCCUGAAGGCUCUGAGCCCUGCUGGCCAACCAGACCGCAGCGUGGACGACUACAGACAGACUAUUGAGGAGGUUAAGUCCGAGCUGGAACAAGAAGCUGGUCAGCUGAAAUCCUUCUGCAACCUCGGCACCGAGCUCAGCCAAUCCAAAGCGUUCAGCAACACUCAAAGCUUAUUGGAUAAGGUCAGAGGGGUGUCUGAUGAGUUCACGCAGCUGGAAGCCAACGUCAACGAAAGGUUUGCUGCCAUCCAGGCCUGUGAGCAGCGGCUGCUCGGGUUCCGCAGCCUCUCUGGAUCCCUCCUCCGGUGGCUGCAGACCGCACAGGACCAGCUGCAGACCAAAGAGGCAACCCUCAACACGGAGGGUCUGCAGAGAAGAGUUCAGCAGCUCAAGGACUUGAUGAACGACUGGGAGUCCCAGGGAUCGAGGGUCCAGGAGCUGAACAAGACGGGCUCGGAGCUGGAGUCCCUUAUCAUCGACAUCACCGCUCCUCAGUCCAAAACAGGUGCUCCUCAAAUCAAUGGCUCAGCAGGUCCCAGCAGUGUCAAUGGCAUUCACACCUGCAAAGACCUGACAGAGCUCCAGGUAGCCGUGUCUGAUGUGAACGGUCGAUAUGAGACGCUGGGUGGAGAACUGAAGGAGCGUCUCGGUCGCCAGCAGGCCUCGCUGGAGCUGAGGCAGACGGCCAGGCAGGGCACUGAGGACCUGAAGAGCUGGCUGACAGACAGAGAGCACAGCCUGAAACAGGGACAGACCGCCUCCCCCUCCAGACCCGAGGUGGUACGCGCCCAGGCCCAGGAGAACAAGGCCUUGCUGUCAGAGCUGGCAGAGCACUCGGGGAAGGUAGAGGAGCUGAAGAGCACGCUGAGGAGGCUGAUCGCUGACAAUCCUGACUCUCCUGAGGCAGACUCGUGGAGGCAGCAGCUGCAGGAGAUAGACUCCCGCUGGCAGACGGCCAAUCAGACAGCAGCCCAGAGGCAGACUGAGCUCGAGACGUGUGCCGAUAGGCUGGGCAGCUUCGCCUCAGCGGCCAGCCAGCUCGGCCCCUGGCUGAGGGAGAAGGAGCUGAUGAUGAGCGUCCUGGGGCCGCUGAGCAUCGAUCCCAACAUGCUCAACACACAGAAACAACAAGUACAGUUCAUGCUGCGUGAGUUUGAGACCAGACACCCACAGUUUGACCAGCUGACCCAGUCUGCUGAGGGAAUCCUCUCCCAGACUGGAGACUCCGCUCAGGACCCCAAGGACUUGGCGGAGGUGCGGGCUGAGCUGGGCUCCGUCACGCAGCAGUGGGAGGAUCUAACGAGCCGACUGAAUCAGAGGUCAAACCACAUCGACCAGGCUCAGGGCACCAGCGAACGAUACCAGACGUUACUCCGAGAGCUCUCCACCAGCGUUUCUGCUCUGGGUGAGAGGUUGGAUUCUCAGGCCUCGCUGAGCGCGCAGCCCGAGGCGCUGAAACUUCGCCUGCAGGAGACUGGAGAGAUCCGCUCAGAGCUGGAGAGACGGCGCACUGAGCUGGGUGAGGCCGAGAGGCUCUGCCAGGAGCUGAGCGCCAUCGUGGCCGAACCGUACCUGAAGGAAGAGCUGAGCAAACGACUGGAGAGCGUCAGCGGGCCGCUGAAGAGCUUAGAGGAGCGAGCAGCCGACGGUCUCUCCCAGCUUCAGACCGCACUCUCGUCCACUCAACAGUUCCAGCAGAUGUUCGCAGAGUUGCGUUCCUGGCUCGACAAGCAGGCCGAUUCCAGAGAAUCAUCCAUCGACUCUUUGCCCUGUCAGCCCGCAGCCAUCCGCUCCCUGCUGGCUCAGACCGACGAGCUCCAGCGCGGGAUCGCCAGUCAGCGAGGCUCCUACGAGCUGCUUCAAGCCGAGGGAGUGUCCCUGCUCGCCACUUUGCCCGCAGGUGGAGAGGAGCGCUCUGCGCUGCAGUCCCGCCUGGCAUCUCUGAGGCAGGACUGGGAGCGGCUGAACCAGAGAAUCUCAGAUCAAGAGAGCAGACUGAAGAGCACUCUGAGCAAAGCAGACACCUACCAGCAGCACAAGGCCGAGCUGACCCCGUGGUUAGCAGAGUGUGAACAGAAAGAUGGAGACAUUCAGCCGUCACUGGAGGCGUCGGCUCUGGAUGAAGCUUUGCAGAGGGCUCGAGGUCUGUCUCUGGACCUGGAGAGACGACAACCUCUCCUGGAGGCCUUCAAUACUGCAGCGGAUCAGCUGCUGGAACAGUGCUGCAUCGGAGACGAGGAGGUUCGAGAUGAGAAGGCACAGCUGAACCGCAGGGUGGACAGACUGGGCGAGAAGCUCCAUAACCGCACCUCCCAGCUGGAGGAGCUGGCCGGCCGCCUGAAGGAGUUUGAAGAAGGCCGACAGGCUGUAGAGAGGAGGCUGGAGGCGGCAAAGCACCAGAUUGAAGUCCAGGAGGCUUUGGGACCACAGGCCUGCAGUGCUAAGAGCCUGGAGCGACUGAGAAGUCAGCAGGAGAGUCUCAGGUCCUUGAAGCCUCAGGUGGUCUAUCUCAGAGACCUGGCCCAGGGGCUGGUACAGGACUCACCUCAGACACCGGGAGGCAGCACUGAGGGGGCGCCGAGGCUUCAGGAUCAGGCCAAACACACAGAGAAGGACUACGAUGACGUCACUGACAAGAUUGAGCAGUGCUGCUCCUCGUUGGAAUCCCGGCUGCAGGGUGUGGGCGAGGUCCAGUCUCACGUACGAGACGUCUUCUCGCGCCUCGCCGACCUCGACGACGAGCUGGACUCCCUCAGCCCGGUGGGACGUGACGCAGACUCCCUGGCCUCUCAGACCGACGCCCUGAAGGGCUUCUUGUCCCGUCUGGCCAACCUCAGGUCGGAGCUGGAGGGUCACGGGUCGGAGUGCACCACCAUGCUGCGGCGAGAGGGCUCGUCCCCUGACCUCCUGGCUCUCAGGCGGGAGACGGAGGCUCUGAGCCGCCAGGCCGGCAAGCUGAGCGAGCGUGGUCAGGCCCGCUUGGAUCAGAUCGAGGACGCCGCCGAGAAAGUGCGGGAGUUCUACAGGCAGGUGGCCGAGCUGCAAAGCCUGCUGGGAAGGGCCGAGGAGGGGCUGAACACGCAGGGCCUCGUGGGCACAGAGGUGGAGAUGAUCAAACAGCAGCUGCAGGAGUUCAAGGCCGUGGAGAGAGAGCAGGUGGACAGCAUUCAGCCCAAGCUGCAGCACGUCAACGCAGUGGGUCAGGGUCUGAUCCAGAGCGCCGCCAAGCACACCGACACCCAGGCGCUCGAGCACGACCUGGAGACCACCAACCUGCGAUGGAACUCCCUCAACAAGCGGGUGGCAGAGAGAAUCGCCCAGCUUCAGGAGGCCCUGUUGCAUUGUGGGAAAUUCCAGGAUGCUCUGGAGCCCCUGCUCAGCUGGCUGAGCGACACAGAGGAGCUGGUGGCCAAUCAGAAGCCUCCGUCCGCCGAGUACCGCGUGGUCAAGGCCCAGAUCCAAGAACAAAAGCUGCUCCAGAGGUUGUUAGAUGACCGCAGGCCCACAGUGGAGAUGAUCCGUGCUGAGGGAGCGAGGAUCGCAGCCACAGCGGACACUCAGGACCGGGAGAAGAUUCAGACCCAGCUCCAGUGUCUCGGCGAGAGAUGGACCGACCUGCUGGACAAGGCUGGUGCCAGGCAGAGGCAGUUGGAAGAGCUGCAGGUUUUGGCUCUUCAGUUCCAUGAAGCUCUGGAGCCGCUCGGAGAGUGGCUGAGUGCCACCGAGAGACGCCUGAGCUCUGCAGAGCCAAUGGGAACGCAGACGGCCAAGAUCACCCAACAGAUCACCAAGCACAAGGCAUUCCAAGACGACGUGUCUUCUCAUGAAGCUGAGGUUGACCACCUCGAGUCCCUCAGCCAAUCGCUGACCCCCCUCAGCUGCAGGGCUGAUCGUGAUUGGUUAGGCGAGCGGGUGGGGGCGGUGAGGUCGGGUCACUCUGAGCUCGCCGAUUGGUGCAGCAGGCGGGCGGGCCUGCUGGAGCAGGCGCUGGCUAACGCUCAGCUGUUUGGGGAGGACGAGGUAGAGGUGCUGAACUGGCUGGCAGAGGUGGCUCAGAGGCUGAGUCAGGUCUCCGUCCACACCUACCAGCCUCAGCUGCUGGCCGAGCAGCACAAACACACUCUGUCUCUGAAUGAAGAGAUCGUUAGCAGGAAGAAGACGGUGGACCAGGCCAUCAAGAACGGACAAGCUUUACUCAAACAGACCACAGGUGAGGAAGUCCUCCUGAUUCAGGAGAAGCUGGACGGCAUCAAGUCUCGCUACGCCGAGAUGACGGCCGGCAGCAGCAAGGCCCUCCGCACGCUGGAGCAGGCCCUGCAGCUGGCCACGCGAUUCGCCAGCGCCCACGACGACAUCAACCAGUGGCUAGAUGGGGUGGAGGCGGAGCUUAACAACACGGAGCCUGACGCCACACCCGCCUACCAGGAGAGACAGAAGGAGCUGAAGAAAGUGUCGGCUGAGAAGCGUCUGGUGUUGGAUACGGUGAACGAGGUGGGCAGCGCCCUGCUGGAUCUGGUGCCGUGGCGAGCUCGGGAGGGUCUGGACCGCCUGGUCGCUGAUGCCAACCAACGGUACCGCCAAGCUGAUGAAACCAUCACUCAGCGGGUGCAGCUGGUACAAGCCGCCAUCCAGAGGUCACAACAGUACGAGGAGGCGGUGGAUGCCGAGCUGGCCUGGGUCGGGGAGACGGAGCGUAAACUGGCGUCUCUGGGGCCCCUGAGUCUGGAACCAGACGUGACAGUGGCUCAGCUACAGGUCCAGAGGGCGUUCAACAUCGACAUCAUCCGACACAAAGACACCGUGGAUCAGCUCCUCGGCACCAAAGACGACAUCCUGGAAACCUGCAGUGACGCCCAGAAGGACGCGCUGAUAGUAAAGACCGACUCUCUCAGUGCUCGUUAUGAUGCAGUGAGCCAGAGUCACAGCGAGCGGUUCUCAGCGCUGGAGCAGGCCCAGGUUUUGGUCGCUCGGUUCUGGGAGACCUACGAAGAACUGGACCCGUGGUUGGGCGAGACUGAAACCCUCAUCACCCAGCUGCCACCGCCAGCCAUCGACACCGACGCUCUCCGACUGCAACAGGACCAGAUGAGGCUGCUGCGGGAGUCCAUCGCAGAGCACAAGCCCCACAUCGACAAGCUGCUGAAGAUCGGACCGCAGCUGGCCGAGCUCAGCUUCCAGGAGGGGGCCACAUUGACGCAGCGCUACACCGAGGCCGAGAGACGCUACCUGGCCAUCAAGGAGGGAGUGAAGGGUCGAGCGGGGACAUUAGACGAGGCCGUGUCUCAGUCUUCACAGUUUCACGACAAGAUGGACCCCCUGUUGGAGACCUUGGAGGGGGCGGUGCAGCGGCUGCGGCAGCCUCCCUCCGUGGCGGCGGAGGUGGAGAAGAUCCGGGAGCAGCUGGCAGAGCACCGAGCCCAGGGGCUGGAGCUGGACAAGCUGCUGCCAAGCUUCUCGGCCCUGUGUGCCCGCGGAGAGGAGCUCAUCGGACGAGCUGCUCACGACGAUCCUGCUGCUCAGGCGGUUCGCUCCCGCCUCCUGCGCCUGCGUUCUCUGUGGGAUGAGAUCCGGCAGCGGGCCGAGGAGAGGGAGGGGAAGCUGAACGACGUCUUGGACCUGUCCGGGAAGUUCUGGGCCGACGUGGCGGCGCUGCUAAGCACGCUCAGAGACUCGCAAGAUAUCGUGAAAGAGCUGGAAGACCCCGGCGUGGACCCCUCUCUCAUCAAACAACAGAUUGAGGCUGCUGAGGCCAUUAAAGCAGAGACGGACGGCCUGAGGGAGGAGCUGGAGUUUGUCAGGACCCUCGGAGCUGACCUCAUCUUCGCCUGUGGAGAAACGGAGAAACCCGAAGUCAAGAAGACCAUUGACGAGAUGAAUGCUGCCUGGGAGGGCCUGAACCGAACAUGGAGAGAGAGGAUGGAGAGGCUGGAGGAGGCCAUGACGGCGUCUGUGCAGUAUCAGGACGCGCUGCAGUCGAUGUUCGACUACCUGGACAACGCAGUGAUCAAGCUGUGCGAAAUGUCUACUGUGGGAACCGAUCUGGGAACUGUCAAACAGCAGAUCGAAGAACUCAAGCAGUACAAGGUGGAGGUGUACCAGCAGCAGAUCGACAUGGAGAAGCUCUGCCACCAGGGGGAGCUGCUGCUGAAGAAGGUGUCAGACCAGACAGACCGGGACAUGAUCCAGGAGCCGCUGACCGAACUCCGACACCUCUGGGAAAACCUAGGGGAUAAAAUCACCCAGAGACAGCACAAGCUGGAGGCUGCCCUGCUGGCCCUGGGUCAGUUCCAGCACGCCCUGUCUGAGCUGCAGGCCUGGCUGAACCACACACACACCACUCUGGACACACAGCGACCAGUCAGCUCUGACCCCAAGGCCAUCGAGAUCGAGCUGGCCAAACACCACGUUUUGCGUAAUGACGUGCUAUCUCAUCACACCACUGUGGAGGCGGUGAACGGCGCCGGAGCCGAGCUGCUGGAGUCCUCUCCUGGAGACGAGGCGAGCCACCUGAGGGACCAACUGGAUCACCUGAACCAGGGCUGGGAGAGUCUGCUGCUACAGACCAAGGAGCGCCAGAAACUACUGGAAGCCGCCCUGCAUCAGGCUGAAGGUUUCCAUGGUGAGCUGGAGGAGUUCCUGCAGUGGCUGAGGAGAACGGAGAGCCAGCUGUCUGCCGCCAAGCCAACAGGCGGCCUCCCUGAAACGGCCCGAGAGCAGCUACAGCAGCACCUGGAGCUUCAGGCUCAGCUGACUCAGCGAGGGGAGCAGUACCACCGCCUGCUGGAUCAGGGAGAGUCCAUGCUGCUGGCUCGUGGAGGAGAGGAAGCGGGACCUGGAACCACCCAGACCCAGCAGAACCUGGCCAUGCUGCAGAACAAGUGGGCGAGUCUCAACACCAAGAUGGACGACCGCAGGGCAAAGUUGGAUGAGGCCGUUACCUUGGCAACAGGUUUCCAGACCUCUCUGCAGGACACCAUCAACUGGCUGACCCAGGCUGAACAGACCCUGAACAUGGCCCAGCCCCCAAGCCUCAUGCUGGACACGGUCCUCUUCCAGAUCGAUGAGCACAAGGUCUUUGUGAAUGAGGUGAACACCCACAGAGAGCAGGUCCUGGCUCUGGAGAAAGCCGGCUCUCAGCUUCGAUUUGCCAGCCUGAAGCAGGACGUCGUUCUUAUCAAAAACCUGCUGCUCAGCGUCCAGGCCCGCUGGGACAAGCUGGUCCAGAGGUCACUGGACCGCGGCCGACACCUCGAUGAGGCUCGCAAACGCGCCAAACAGUUCCACGAGGCCUGGAGGAAGCUGACAGACUGGCUCGAAGAAGCCGAGAAAAGGUUGGACUCAGAGCUGGAGAUCUCCAACGAGCCAGACAAGAUCAAAGUGCAGCUGGCCAAACACAAGGAGUUCCAGAAAGCGUUAGGGUCGAAGCAGCCCGUUUACGACACCACCGUGAGGUCAGGGAGAGCCAUGAGGGACAAAGCUCAGCUCCCAGCAGACACCCAGAAACUGGACCACCUCGUGGGAGAAGUCCGCGACAAGUGGGACACCGUCUGUGGGAAGAGUGUCGAGAGACAACACAAGCUGGAGGAGGCUCUACUGUUCUCAGGCCAGUUUGCAGAGGCUCUCCAGGCUCUGGUGGACUGGUUAUACCGGGUGGAGCCCCAGCUGGCUGAAGACCAGCCGGUCCAUGGAGAUCUGGACCUGGUGUCAAACCUCAUGGACUCACAUAAGGCUUUCCAAAAAGAGCUGGGGAAGAGAACCGGCAGCGUCCAGGCUCUGAAGCGCUCGGCUCGGGACCUCAUGGAUACCGGCCGCGAUGACACAGCCUGGGUCAAAGUUCAACUUCAGGAGCUUAGCAACCGCUGGGAUACAGUGUGCGCCCUGUCAGUCACAAAGCAAACCCGCCUCCAGCAGGCCCUCAAGCAGGCGGAGGAGUUCCGUACGUCCGUGCAGGUCAUCCUGGAGUGGCUCUCUGAGGCGGAGCAGACGCUUCGAUUCAGGGGCGUCCUUCCCGAAGAGGCCGAGACUCUGCAGGCGCUGCUGCACACGCAUCGAGACUUCAUGGGCACCGUGGAGGAGAAGAGGACAGACGUCAACAAGGCUGCCGGCAUGGGCGAGGGCAUCCUGACUCUUUGUCACCCUGACUCCAUCACCACCAUCAAACACUGGAUCACCAUCAUCAGAGCACGCUUCGAGGAGGUGUUGACGUGGGCCAAACAGCACGAGCAGCGUCUGGAGACAGCUCUGACUGAGGUGCUUAACAACGCCAACCUACUGGAGGAGCUGUUGUCAUGGCUACAGUGGGCUGAGACCACGUUGGUGCAGCAAGACACUGAGCCGCUUCCUCAGGACAUCCCACAACUCAAAACCCUCAUCACAGAACACCAGACAUUUAUGGAGGAGAUGACGAGGAAGCAGCCAGAUGUUGACAAAGUGACCAAGACCUACAAGAGAAAACCAGCCGAGGCUUCGAGCAGCCUGGCCGAGAGGAGAGGAGCUCGUAAAAACCAGCAGCAGCAGCAGCAGCAGCAGGCAGCCAUGCAGGUCGCUGGAGGAAACCCUCGGCUCAACCAGCUCUGUGCGCGCUGGCAGCAGGUUUGGCUGCUGGCUCUGGACCGCCAGCGCAAACUCAACGACGGGCUGGACAGACUGGAGGAGCUCAAAGAGUUUGCCAACUUCGACUUUGAUGUGUGGAGGAAAAAGUACAUGCGCUGGAUGAACCACAAAAAGUCUCGCGUCAUGGACUUCUUCAGACGCAUCGACAAAGACCAGGAUGGAAAAAUCACCCGGCAGGAGUUCAUCGACGGCAUCCUGGCAUCAAAGUUCCCCACCAGUAAGCUGGAGAUGACAGCGGUGGCAGACAUCUUUGACAGAGACGGAGACGGUUACAUCGACUACUACGAGUUUGUCGCGGCGCUGCACCCCAACAAGGACGCCUACAGACCCACAACUGACGCUGAUAAGAUAGAAGAUGAGGUGACGCGGCAGGUGGCCCAGUGUAAAUGUGCUAAGAGGUUCCAGGUGGAGCAGAUUGGAGAGAACAAAUACCGGUUCUUCCUCGGAAACCAGUUCGGUGACUCCCAGCAGCUGCGUCUGGUGAGGAUUCUGCGCAGCACGGUGAUGGUGAGAGUCGGAGGUGGUUGGAUGGCUCUGGACGAGUUUCUGGUGAAAAACGAUCCCUGCAGAGUGCAACAUCCAGGACUUAAGAUUCUCCGCUCCGAUUCCAGUAGCUCCAUCUCAUCUCGUAUAGUGACAGUCACUCCUGGCUAUUUCUGCUGCCGAGCUCGCGGUCGAACCAACCUGGAGCUGAGGGAGAAGUUCAUCCUUCCUGAAGGAGCGUCUCAGGGUCUGGCUGCGUUCCGCUCUCGAGGUCGGCGCUCUAAGCCGGGCUCCCGCAACGCCUCGCCCACCCGCUCCUCCUCCUCGGCCUCCCACAGCGGCGCCUCCCUCCCCUCUGCUCCCUCUGCCCCUGCCACACCCACAGCCUCCGCAUCAUCCAGGUCCUCCCAUACUCACUCCCGCGACUAUGCCAAGCCCUGGCUGGCUCACAGUAAAACUCCAACGCCAACCAAGUGCCACUGCUGCCCAGAUCUCGGUCAUGGCCACACCACUCCUGGGCACGAGGGGGCGACGUCAGGGUCCAAACUCAAGAGGCCGACGUUCCACUCGAGUCGAGGGUCGCUGACCGGAGAAAACGGAGGAACGGCCCACACCUGCAAACCAACGAGAACAGAUCCAAAGCGAGGGGGGUCCACAGCCAGCGGGCCGACCAGUCGAGCCGGCAGCCGGGCCGGCAGCAGAGCCAGCAGCCGGCGUGGUAGCGAUGCUUCAGACGCAUCUGAGCUACAGGACGCCCGCUCUGUCUGCUCCGACGCUUCGGACACACCACGACGGCCCGGUGGCGGGGCCAAACCCUCCAAGAUACCCACCAUCUCCAAAAAAGCCCCAAGCCCAAAAACCCCGGGGCCUGGGAAGAAAUAAGAGCAGCCACAGAGAAGCCGGAGUCCGACCAUUACCACUCCUUUUCAGAGAGAGUGGUCCCCUCUGCCGCAGCAGCUCUUCAAAGUGAAGUCCAUCCAACGGGGCUCGUGUAGAAACGUGCACUAUGACUGACAUUUCCCAGCGGAAAGAAGGAGACGGAUAUGAAGAGUGAAUCCCCUUCUCAGUCUUUCCCUGGACUCAUUAACGGACUGAAAACAUGCACAACAGGAGUAACUUUCUGGUCUGUUAGUUCAGGCCAGAGGGGUCACAUACCGACUCUUCCCCUUUAAGAAGUGACCCCAGUUUGCCUUUCAGUCUCCUGCUUUGUCUUUGAAAGUUCCCCACCAGCGUGGAACCAUCAACACCGACUGACUUGACGUGAUGCUGCCUUACUUUGUGUUACUCUCUCCUGUCCUGAUCACACAGAGCAACAUAGAAAGUCUUGAAACUGCUUUUUACCACACUGACACACAAAUACACACUCGAACACAGAGGCGGGGUAGGGAGUGGGACACACCACCGCCGCCGCCGCCACCACCACCACGGCUACAAAAACACAAAAACGCUCCGAUGACUUUCAGGAAAAAAAAAAAAAAAAAGAAGAAAAGAGAGAAUUUUUUGGCUUGUGGGCGAGAUGCCUCAAGGAUGAGUUUAAAAAGAAAAUAUGCAACGACUGCCAUGUCGCUUCCUCUGGACUGGUUGGCGAGAAAAGAGAAAAAGUGUCACCUCAGCAGAUCUCAAGGAGCAGAAACCACAAUUGGAGAUCUUAAGAGGCGGGAAAAAAACGCUGUGCAACUUACACACACACACACACACACACGCACGCACGCGCGCACACACACACACACCGGCUAACCUCAGACUCAGAGGAUCGCUGGUGGUGGUGACGGUGCUGCUGCAGCUGAGGGCAAACACUCACACACUCACACACCGCAGAGCAGACUCCUCCCGACCGCUGGAAGGUUAAGAUCGGCCUCCUGUGUGCAUUUCAGUGAAAGGCGGUGUGGUAUGUCACAUGUUACAAUCCAAAACUCAACAGAUCACAAACCCGCAAUAGAAAGGACUAUUUUUACCCAUAACUAACAACACAUUACUGACAAUAUACGACAUGUGUAACCUAACCCGAUGUUCGACAACCAGCAUGCACUAAUUGUCUCUUCCUCUGCAGUUCCACCUUAGUGUCUACACUGUGUUGCCCCCAGCAGCACACACACACACACACACACACCCUUACACACAGGGUGGUGUGUAUUAUGUGUGUCAAUGUUACAGGAAACGAAAGAGGUCAAUGACUUGAGUCACUGUAUGCAAACAUUUUAAUUUGCGAAUGUCAUUUUGUUUUUCUUCUCGUUGUUUUCUGGUUAAUUUAUAAUCCAGUUGUACUUUUGUUAACUAGCUUGAAAGGAAAAUCUAUUUAUUUUUCAGGUUCAUGUCAUAUCACCGUCUGAGGAGAGUGAUGUAGUGUUGAGGUUAAAGACAUUGUGACUCUUUUUGUACUGAGGAAAAGUGCGCUCCGCUCUCUGACUUUCUUUGUGAGUAAAGUGUGUUUCUACUUCAUGUAACAUUAUUCACUAGAUCGCUGAUUCUAGCGACAGCCUUGUUUCUUCAUUUCUCUCUUUUUUGCUAAUGACUACAAUUCCCAAAACAUGACCAAAGGGGUUUGCCCUUCAUCUGUAGAAAGAACUACAAAUAUGAAUGACAGGACACCGGAGUGGAGUGGACCAAUGAGAGCGGGUUUCCUCCCUCAUGUCCCUCCCAAGUGUCUCUUCUAGACUUUUUUUUUUUUUUUUUUUUUUCAAAUGUCCUGUCGUCGAUGGGGCCGAGUCGUCUGUGUGUUAUCUCAGCGUAAGAGAUGAAGUCUAUGGAGAAACUAAUGAAAUUACAGUGAGAAAGAAAGACAUCUUACGGUGAUUUUUAUUUAUUUAUUGUCUCUCUGAGGGGAGGGGGAUUCUGGGCGCAGGAGACGAGUCCUCCACCUUUUGAUGCUGUGCUACUCUCAGUGUGAUAUGACAACAUGGAGGGAGCGAGGGGUGUUACUAGGAGUCAAUUGUGUAAAACAAAAAACUAAAAUUAUAAACAAUUUUUUGUUCUGUUUUUGUAUUAAAAAUAUGCUUGCAGUAAAA